Messenger RNA from Lutzomyia longipalpis, 4667 nucleotides. It is a transcript of the gene Rab3GAP1, whose product is annotated as rab3 GTPase-activating protein catalytic subunit. The transcript has 7 exons. Gene Ontology annotation, biological process: positive regulation of GTPase activity. The record is from RefSeq and is a predicted model, not a curated record. Gene Ontology annotation, molecular function: GTPase activator activity. The coding region runs from base 89 to 2926 and encodes 945 amino acids. Lineage: Eukaryota; Metazoa; Arthropoda; Insecta; Diptera; Psychodidae.
CCAAAAAGUGAAAGUUGUGUUUGUUUUGAUUUUUGAUUUUCUGUGUUUUUCGUGUUUUUGUGCGGGAAAAUCGUGAAAAUUCAUAGCAAUGACGGAAGAAAUUGAUGAUCUGGAGUUCUUCCAGCAAGACUUUACAACUGCCAGCGAGUGGGAAAUCUUUACAGCGCGUCUAGAGGAGAUUUUCCACGAAUGGAAGUUGCCCUUUGUGAAUGCAAUUGGGAAGAAAUUAGCCAGGAAUCAGCUGUCUACGUGUGAUUGGAUGCACACGGAAGAGAAGAUUAAUUUUGCUGAUGUGGAAUUGCUAAUUAGACGCUAUACAGCAAAAUUGGAUGAUGCUGAGGGAGUUGAGAAGACAGCAGAGAAGAAAGUAGAGGAAGGUGUUCGAGAAUGCCAGGCAUUUGGGGAUGUAAUGUCCCUGGAGAAUGAUUUUAGUAUUCUUGAUGAGAAGAUCGAGGGAGAAUUGCAUCCCAUUGCCAGAUGGUAUGGUCUGAGGGACUUUGUUGUUGUCUCUCCCACGGGGCAAUCAAUAAAGAAUGAAAGUCAGAUACGAAUUCUCCUUAGUUCUGUUCACAUUGCCGUGGCAGAGAGCAACUGUGAGGUCCCAGUGUUUGUGCAGGUACUCGAGAAGAGCCACUGUGUUUUCCUUGGACUCUGUGAAUUCCAAUCCACACGCCUAUCCUUUGACGUAGUUCAUCUUGAGAAAACACCGCCACCAUUCAAAUAUCUAUCUGGACUCCUCGAUAUGUUUAAAGGAAAGAUUGGAGUGCAGUACGAGGAUCCCGUAUCCGUGGGUGUUCGUCUAAACUACCGACUUGGCACAUUCAGCGGAACAUCGUCUUUCAGUGGCAAAUGGAGCAGCUCCUUUGCCCCAAAUCCCUUUAGUUUCGACGAAGCAGAUGAGGAACCAGAAAAAUUCUCAGUUUUCCCGUUUGGGGCACUCUGCGAACCCGUCGAGGAACUAAUUUUGUACUGCACAUGGCCCCAUGUGGCAGACAACGUGGUCAUUGAUUCCCAAACAUACUCAGACUUUGAACCCCUUCAGGCUCCCAAGUGGUCACUUAGGGCAAGAUUUGAGCCCCUCCCAGCUUGCUUUCUCUCUUCAAUCCUCGAAGAGUACCUCCAUCAUCUUGAGUGCAAGACAACGCUGUCAGAGCUUCUUGGGGAUUCUUUUGUCGGCACAGCGGCAGCCUUCGAGAGCAAUCCCCUGGAUUUGCUUACAGAACCAAAACUCCCAAUUCUCACGUCUGUUCUGCCCACACUUUCUCGCCGAAGUACACGCAAGGAUAGUCAGAAAAGUAGUGGACCCAUUAGGGAUGAACAACUCAUGAAGAUGCUCUACUAUUUAUUUCCCGACGCCCAGGAGGAGUCACAACAUCCGUAUCAAAUGGCUGAAAAUGAAAUUUAUGAUCCAUUAAAAAUUAAGAGUGCUUCUCCCGACUCUCUUGUCCAACGACUCAGCGCUCUUCUAGCUAUCUGCUACGAAUACUUUGGUGGAUAUGCGGCUAUGGCGCAUCUCUGGAUGGAAUUUGCUCAGGAGAUGAGAUAUCGCGUUGAGAGGUGCAUCCAAAUUCCUGGAAUUGGAAAUGGGUUUCCGGACUCGAGGACAUGCCUCAUGCACCAGAAACUUCAGAUGCUGAACAUUUGCAUGGAGAGACGGUGUAUUCGCGAAGGAGGUUUACCUUUUUCUCUUUCUGCGGAAAAUCCAUCACAUGGCGAAGGAAAUGAAGGAAGUGGCAAGAAGAAAAUUGAUGAUUCAGAAGAUGAAUUUUUCGAUUGUGCCAACGACGAUGAUGAAGAUGAUGAAUACAAGAAUCAGCAUGCACCAUGGAAUAAGCCCGAGGGAAGAUUGUCUCGUCUCGGUGAUAUGACAUUGGUUGACUCAGAUGAACCACUCUACAUCCCCAUCACGCAGGAACCAGUCCCAAAGACGGAAGACCAACUAGAGGAUGAUGCAGAAGUGAUGCUCAAAUUGGGACCUGGAAGUGAAUUGGGCACACAAAUGAUGAGUGCCUCGCUCCUUUCUGACAUGGAGAGUUUCAAAGCAGCUAAUCCGAAUGGCAAGAUUGAGGACUUCAUUCGAUGGUAUAGCCCUCGGGACUGGAUUGAGGAUACUACAGAUGACGAUGAAGAACAUUCCAAUGCUGAAAGUGAGAAGAAGAAAAAAGGUCACUUGAGUUCUCGAAUGAUGAUCCCCGGCAAUACAUGGAGUACUGUGUGGGACUCAGCUAAACCGGUACCCGCUCGCCGACAGAGACGCCUAUUUGAUGACACCAAAGAAGCCGAGAAGGUUCUUCACUUCUUGGAAUCACGAAACAUUGGGCAAAUUGUUGAAUUAACUCUAGCCACACUCUUUCAUGCGGCUAUUUUAAAAAUCCAAGAAGAAAUUGCGGAGGACAAUUUCCACAUUCCCGCAAUGGAUGAACAAAUGGAGAAGAUUAUUACGCAGUGUUGCAAGCUUUCGCGUGAGGUUGGUCUCGGUGGUGCAGGAGCGGGACUACGUGGGAAGAAAUGGGCAAAUUUGUUACUCGAAAUAACUCACUUGGAGUAUUUUGUGAUGCAAACACGGAGCUUGGUGGUUAAACUCCUGGGAGGCGAUGUGAAAGAAAUUGAUGAAUCGACGAGGAAGCUUCUGGGGGAGCUUUUGAAAGAGCAUGAGAGUGAAUUGAAAAAUGGUGCCAAGGGGGAAUUAUCUAAGAGACUUCUUGCACUCUUUGCAGAAGCUAAAGCUGAUCAAUUUUCAAGUGAGGGGGAGCAAACCACUGGGAAUCAGUCCCUCCCUAGUCCUGUGGAGCGUCAAUUUACACUACGUGUAACCGGCAAAACUUUGGUGAAAGGAAUGGGAGGACCACAAUUCCUUCGCGCCAUCCUAGGACAAAAUGAAUUUCGUCUGUGUGGCGCUUUUUCGCAGGAUACCAACUUUCUCUGAACUGAAUGUUGAAUGCCUUUGGGGGGAAUUCUCAUCAACGAAACAGCAUUGCCGUGAGAUAAAAGUUGUACAGUACAUAUAUAAUAAUAAUGCUUUGGAUAAACGUGCAGAAAAAAAUGAGGGGAAAAGUAUUUUCCGCUUCCGGUUUGAGUCGCGAAUACCGGCGCGCAAAUGUGAGGUGAUGGUUGCUAAGGACAACGAUGGGACAGGUCGAUGGCUCUCGAACUUAAAUGUACGCAUGAGUCAGAAACCACUGUGGGUGGCCGCUUUUCGCAAAAUGCUCCAUUCUUGCAUGAUUUUGAGAUCAUUCUACGAAGUUUUAUUAUGCAAUUUUUACUUAAUUGCAAUCACAAAGGAGUCAUCUUCGAAGGGUAGUAGAUUCAAAGGGUUAAAAGGCGAUUGUGAGCGGAGGAUUUCCUUUGGGGAAUACCUUUAUGUAAAUGGAAAGAAUGGCAUGGAGAAAAUUUGACUGUAUGUGUAGUGGUAAAAGGCGAAAUUUGCACGAUGAUGGGCUGAAAAUAGAAUCCCACUACCACAGCUUUUCGCCGUGGAGCCACUCUGUUGAUACGGCUGAAGCAGGUCCAUCAGUUGAGGACCAAAUUUUCCGCUGUGCACACAUCCCGCGCUCAGUGUCUCGACAUUUUGGUGGAAACUUUUGCACUCCUCUGGCCUCAGGGAGGGCCACAAUCAAUUCUAACCAUCCCUCGUGGAUGAUUUAUGUACAUUUCUGCCCUCUCCGCAAAAUUCCUACACUUUCUCCGUGAACUUUUGUGCUUUCUUCAAGUGCGUGUGUCGCGCUCUGUAUCAUCCCCCAGGACUUUUUUCUGUUCUCGCUAUUUUAUCUAUCCGGCGAAAAGUGGAAGAUUUUUUUUAUUAGCAAAAAAGGGGUGUUGCGCUGCGUGAAAUCCUCCAUGUUCCAUGGAUUACAACCUCAAGGAAGAGACACUAUAAAAAAUCGUGCGUGAAAUUCAUUUGUGACAGAAAUCUCGGAAAUGCGUGCUAAAAAAUUAUGUUUCGUACAGUGAGGGAUGCUCAUAAUUCUUUUUGCACACUACAUACUGCACUGUGAAGUUGCAAAAGUAGUUGGCAAUAAGGAGCUUUUCCUGCGAGAGUGCUAUCCUGUGAAAGUUUAGUGAUUUUUCUCACGCCCUCUGCGAGGUGUUCCAUUGCAUUUCUGUCGCCGACAGCUUAGCGUGAAAAACGAUCCUUGGACGAUAAAAGACAAAUAAGGAGGAACAUUAAAUUUUCAUCCUUCAGGAAGUGAUAAAGAAUCUCCGAGUAAAUCUUUCUAUAUCAUCCACUCUAAAAUCCUUCAUCGUUCACACACUGAAAAAGAAUUAAUUAUUGUUCCCGAUUCAAGUGAGGCGUUUCCUCACAGAGCUUCUCGGUCAGUGAGUGUAUAUGUGUAGUAUGUAUGUAUGUUUAAAUUGAAUUCUGCGGAGACGAUGAAAGGAUAAAAUUCCUCGAGCCCGACCUCAAUCGUGCGCUAUAAGUGGAUAUUGACGGGGCGGAAAUAUUAAAAUAGGAAGUUUCAGAGACAUAUACUUCCUUUUGAUACGCAAAAAUAUAUUCGUAUGUAUAUAUUUUCUACUACGGCGGUGAAAACGUACAUAUCUUAUAGUUGGUUGUAAAGUUCGUGUUUUAUAAUCAGGAAAAUUUUUUAAAAUUUAUUUUCUUUUUAUGAAAUCAUUCUUGAUAAAAACAGAAAGUUAUUUUUAAAUUGUUUUUGAAAUAAGAAAAA